GCAAAAGCUCUGCUCCUUCUUGGAGAGCAGCGAGCACAGCUCCAGCUGUGCCCAGCUCCCAGAUGUGCCCGUGGGUCUGAGCGUGGGCCUCCCGCCUGCAGACUCGUCCCACAGCCAGACUCGUCCCACCAGAACAACCAGUUUCACUUUCAGGAAUAGGAAGUUCUCUGGGAAGUGCCGGCGAGCGCCCAGACACGCGCCAGGGACGCGGGACGGCGGCAUGAGCUGCCUGGCCAGCAGCAUGAGCCCGGGAUCACCCCUUCCAAUGGCCUUGGGAAGCACAGUGGCAUAGACCAUCGUGUCCACCGCAUCCUCCAGGGAUGGAGCAGUUUGUCCGGAAGCGUUUGACCUUCCUGACAUCCUUCUGGAACAAGCUCCGUCCCCGCUCCGUGUCGGAGAACUGCUCGCUGGGGUAUCUUGGUUCCGAUUCCGUUUCACUGCACUCGGAGGCGAACUCCAUUCCCUUCAUCCCCAAGUCCUCUCUUUUCAUCGCUUUAUACGCUUUCACAGCCCGGAGUGAGGAGGAACUGAGUGUAAGUGCAGGGGACAAACUGCGUGUCCUCAGAGAAGAAGGAGAGUAUGUGUUUGCCCGGCGGCUGCUGGGGGAGCCAGCCAUGGGCUAUGUCCCCACUGCUUACGUGGCCAACCUCAGCCAGGGCACCUCUGCUCAUCGACCCUGGUACUUCAGCAAGAUCAGCCGGAAUGAAGCGGAGCAGCUCCUCCUCUCACCUCCCAACCAGCACGGCUCCUUCCUCGUCCGGGACAGCGAGAGCAGCAAGGGUGAAUACUCUCUCUCAGUGCGCAACCACAUGAAGGUCAGUCACUUCCGAAUCUGCAAGAGCCCCGGGGGCAGCCUCUACAUACAGAAGGGACACCCUUUCCCUGACAUGGAGGAGCUUCUCGCCUUCUACGUCGAGCACUGGAAGGUCAUCCAGAGCCCCUUGCUGCAGCCCUGCAGCCCCGCGACACCCCCCGAGAGGGACGGGUGGGAGCGCCCGCGCUGGGAGUUCACCCUGCGGAGGAAGCUGGGCGAGGGAUACUUCGGAGAGGUGUGGGAAGGACUGUGGAGGAACACGGUGCCGGUGGCCAUCAAGAUCAUUAAAGCUGACAUGAAGGCAGAAGACUUCACUAAGGAGAUUCAGAACCUGAAGCGCCUGCGGCAUGAGAAGCUGAUCCAGCUGCACGCUGUCUGCUCGCUGGAUGAGCCCGUGUACAUCAUCACUGAGCUCAUGAGGAAAGGCAACCUCCACAGCUACCUCAACAGUCCUGAAGGGAAGUCCCUGGGCACCUCCCACCUGCUCAACAUCGCCUGCCAAGUGGCGGAUGGGAUGAGGUACCUGGAGGAGAAGCACAUUGUCCACCGGGAUCUGGCGGCCAGAAACAUCCUGGUGGGAGAGGAACUCACCUGCAAAAUCGCUGAUUUUGGACUUGCCCGGCUCCUCAAGGAUGACAUUUAUUCCACCAGCAGCAGCACUAAGAUCCCGGUGAAGUGGACAGCCCCAGAGGCAGCCAACUACCGCACCUACUCCCUCAAAUCCGAUGUCUGGUCCUAUGGGAUUCUGCUCUAUGAAGUCUUCACGUAUGGACAGAUCCCAUAUGAAGGGAUGACCAACCAAGAAACCGUACGGCAAAUCACCAGGGGCUACCGCCUUCCGCGGCCCAGCUCCUGCCCUCCCGAGAUCUACGGCAUCAUGCUGGAAUGCUGGAGCGGCAACACAGAGGAGCGUCCCACCUUCCUGGCCCUGCGGGAGAAGCUGGGCUUCAUCUACAGACGGCUGCUCAGCUCCCUCUCCUGAGGGACCCCUUCUAACCAUCCUUCCUGCACAAAGCUCCUCCAGGCCAGCUCUUGCCAAGAAGCUCCUUCCUUCUGGUUUGCCCUCAAAUAGGGCUCCAAGGAAAGCAUGUCCCCCCCCAAAACCAUGGUCCCUCUCGGUCAGGAUGCAGGGAGGUGGGCCAGGGAAAAGGCAAUGAGUGGUGGAGAACCCAUUGCCAGUGCUUGGCUGUGUAGCAGUCUGGAAUAGCCCAAUGGUAGUUGAAGGCAUCACCCAGAGUUUACAUGGUCAUUCAGGCAGCAGGGUGGGAGGCCCCUGCUGCUCCCCAUGCCAACGUGAAGGUUUGCAGUUUGUGUUCAGUUGUGGCUCUGCUUGAUUUCUCUUGUAGUGUGUGUCUGGUGUGUUCAUCAAUAAAUGUGUGUGCAUCAUCCA
Strigops habroptila (Kakapo) is the source of this 2204-nucleotide messenger RNA. Its product is annotated as tyrosine-protein kinase Srms-like. Gene Ontology annotation, biological process: protein phosphorylation; innate immune response; cell differentiation. The transcript has 8 exons. Bases 321 to 1796 code for a protein of 491 amino acids. The record is from RefSeq and is a predicted model, not a curated record. Gene Ontology annotation, molecular function: non-membrane spanning protein tyrosine kinase activity; signaling receptor binding; ATP binding. Gene Ontology annotation, cellular component: extrinsic component of cytoplasmic side of plasma membrane. Lineage: Eukaryota; Metazoa; Chordata; Aves; Psittaciformes; Psittacidae.